Molecule: messenger RNA, 1665 nt
Organism: Penicillium canariense
Lineage: Eukaryota; Fungi; Ascomycota; Eurotiomycetes; Eurotiales; Aspergillaceae
Product: class II fumarate hydratase
Exons: 5
Coding region: 1-1665 (554 amino acids)
Biological process (GO): malate metabolic process; tricarboxylic acid cycle; fumarate metabolic process
Cellular component (GO): tricarboxylic acid cycle heteromeric enzyme complex; mitochondrion
Molecular function (GO): fumarate hydratase activity
Source: RefSeq, a predicted model, not a curated record
AUGAACCCUGCCUCCUCCCGAGCCGCGGUGCGCUCGAUGGCCACCAUGACACAUGCGGCCAGAGCUGUCAACCCCGCAGCCCGCAGCGUCCUGUCGGUUGCUGCACGCUCCCCGGCCUUUGCUAGCCGUGCAUUGAGUAGCCGCCAACUCGGCCAGUUCCCCCGCCUCCAGUUCCUGAACAACAGCAAGAGAGCCUUCAGCACAACUAUCAGCAUGUCUUCGGCUACUCGUACCGAAAGCGAUGCCUUUGGCGAAAUCCAGGUAAGUGACGUCGACUGCCAUAGCCCCUCGUCAUACCAUGACCAGCAGUUAACCUGGAGGUGCGAUGUUCAGGUCCCUGCGGACAAGUACUGGGGUGCCCAGACCCAGCGCCCCAGGACCGCAUGCCCCCCCCCCGUGGUCCAGGCUUUCGGUAUCCUGAAGGGUGCUGCCGCUACUGUCAACAUGAAGUACGGCCUUGACCCCAAGGUUGGUGAGGCCAUCAAGCAGGCCGCCGCUGAGGUCGCCGAGGGCAAGCUGCUGGACCACUUCCCGCUGGUUGUCUGGCAGACCGGCUCCGGCACCCAGUCCAACAUGAACUCCAACGAGGUCAUCUCCAACCGUGCCAUUGAGAUCAUGGGUGGCACCAUGGGCACCAAGAAGCCCGUCCACCCCAACGACCACGUCAACAUGUCCGCCUCCUCCAACGACUCCUUCCCCACCGUUAUGCACAUUGCUGCCGUCCUCGAGCUUGAGAACACCCUGCUCCCCUCGCUCAAGAAGCUGCGCGAUGCUCUGCAGGUCAAGGUGGACAAGUUCGAGCACCUGAUCAAGAUUGGCCGCACCCACUUGCAGGAUGCUACUCCCCUGACUCUGGGCCAGGAGUUCUCCGGCUACGUCGCCCAGCUCGACCGCAACAUCGAGCGUGUCCAGGCUUCCCUCCCCCACCUGCGCUUCCUGGCUCAGGGUGGUACCGCCGUCGGCACCGGUCUGAACACCUUCAAGGGCUUCGACGAAGCCAUCGCUGCUGAAAUCACCAAGAUGACCGGCACCGAGUUCAAGACCGCCCCUAACAAGUUCGAGGUCCUGGCCGCCCACGACUCCAUCGUCGAAGCCUCCGGUUCCCUCAACACCCUGGCCUGCUCUCUGUUCAAGAUCGCCCAGGAUGUCCGCUACCUCGGCUCCGGCCCCCGCUGCGGUCUCGGCGAGCUGAUCCUGCCCGAGAACGAGCCCGGCUCUUCCAUCAUGCCUGGCAAGGUCAACCCCACCCAGUGCGAGUCCCUGACCAUGGUCUGUGCGCAGGUGAUGGGCAACCACGUCGCCGCGACUGUCGGCGGCAUGAACGGCCAGUUCGAGCUGAACGUCUUCAAGCCCGUCAUGAUCCGCAACCUGCUCCACAGCGUGCGGAUCCUGUCCGACGGCAUGGACAGCUUCCGCCUCCACCUGGUGGAUGGCCUGGAGGCCAACGAGGCCCGUAUCAACUCCCUCCUGCACGAGAGUCUGAUGCUCGUGACCUGCCUGAACCCCGUCAUUGGCUACGACAUGGCCUCCAAGGUGGCCAAGAACGCCCACAAGAAGGGCACCACCCUGAAGGAGAGCGCCAUGGAGCUCAAGGCUCUCAGCUCCGAGGACUUUGACAAAUAUGUCCGCCCCGAGCUGAUGCUGGCUCCCAAGGAGCAUAAAUAA